AUGUCCAGGAAAAAUUUUCAAAAAUUUCUAUUAAUUUUCUUAAUAUUAAAUUUAUUAAUAAAUGGAAUAAAUGCUGCAUGUGCAAUAUGUGGUUUACGUGGUCAUAAUCGAAGAACAUGUCCUAAUCAAUUCGGUGCGAUGAUACCCUAUAGAAAUUCUGUUAAUAAUCUUGCAGGUGCGAUGAUACCAUAUGCUCAAAAUAAUGCUUUGAUACCUCAAAGAGGAAUGGUAUUGUCCAAUAAUAAAUUUAAUAUUAUGGAUAAUUGGAAAGUUCCUUGGGUAACACAUAUGGUAGUUAGAACACGUCCUGCAUUAGGAAGAGCUUGUGGAAGAUGUGGUGCUUUAGGUCAUACUUCUAGACGAUGUCCUCAUAGAGCACCAAGAGUUGUUGCAAAUGUAGAUAGAAUAAGAAAAUCUGUAAAAAAAUAUUUUGAAAACCCUACAUUAAAACUUAGUGUUUGUAGUUGUUGUGGUGUUAUUGGUCAUAGUCAACGACAUUGUCAAGUAUAUAAUGCUGGUGGAGCUGGUGUAGGUGCUGCUAAUUGUAUUGCUGCUGCACAAUUAAAUACAAUUAAAGAAGGUUAUGUUCCAGUUUCACAAUAUGUUCCACAACCUUAUUUUUUUAUUAAUAAUGUUCCUAAAACACCAAGAAUACCAAGAAGACCUAGAAUACCAAAUUAUAUUGCUGCGUGUGGUUGUUGCGGUCAGGAAAAUCAUAAUCAUAAUGAUCCACGAUGCCCAUUUCAAAAUGGUAGAAUUAGACCUUGUUUGGAUCCUCGUUUAAUAAGAUCAUCGAGAGAAUUGAGAUUAUGGCAUGCUGAAAAUAACAUACCUCCUAAUAAUGGUAUUGGUGCACCACCUCCUAUACCUCCUAGACCUCCAUUAGGACCACCUCCUUUACCACCAAGACCUCCAAAUAAUAACGGUGGAAAUAAUGGAAAUAAUGAUGGAAAUGGAAAUAUUAUACCCAUUCAAAAUUUGCAAAAUCAAUUUCAAAAUUUGCAGAAUCAACUUCAAACACGUGACAAUAAUCUAUUUAAUUUAUUAAUUAGACAAUCAAAUCGAAUAAACCAAAAUAUACAAAAUCAAAAUGCUAAAACAAAUGAAUAUAUAUUUAAUCGUUUUAAUAAUUUAAAUCAAAGAAUGAUUAAUAUAGCUAGUAGAUUUGAUAAUCAUAAACAAAACCUUAAUAAUGGUAUUAAUCGUAUUAAGGUUAAUAUUGAUGGUAUAAAUAAUAGAUUUAAUAAUUUAGAACAAAAUAUGAAUAAUAAUUUUAAUAAUAUUGGUAAACAAAUUGAUACAAGAUUAACAAAUUUCAACCAAAGAUUUGAUAGAAAUGAAAAUAAUAUUAAUAAUAGAUUAAAUGAAAUACGUCAAACUACAAAUAAUGGAUUUAAUGAUUUAGGAACACAGAUUGAACAAAUAGGUCAAAUAACAAAUGAACGAUUAGAAAAUAUUCAUAAUUCAAAUCAAAAUAUUGGUAAAUCUAUUAAUGCUUUAGAACAAAGACUUAACAAUUUAAAUCUUGGUAUUAGAACUAAUAUUCAAAAUUUCAUAACUGAACAACUCAAUGCUCAUCAAAGAGAAAUGAUACAAAGAUUUAUUGGAUCUCAUCAACCUAAAAGAAUAUCAAUCAAUCAUAGAAGAGCUAUAAAUUUUAGAUCACAAAGAAGGCCUGUUAGACAAAUAACAACAGGAAAUAUAAUGGGUGGUUUGCAAAUACAUUCCCAAUCUGGAAGUUCUUUAGGUGAAGCUCAAUAUAAUCCAGAGAGUAGUGGUAGUAUAACAUACAGAACCGAAAAAAGUUUAGGUAAAUGCACAGCUCCUGGUAUAGAUGAAACAAUAGAAAGAACACAAGGAAUUACAAGAAAUACUUACACUGCAGAAUCAAAUAGAAGAAUACAAGAAAGACAAGAAGAAGGAUCAAGGAAUGUACGAAUAAGAACUGUUUCACCAAUUAAUGAAGAAACAUCAAUUAAAAUGAAUAUUACACCAAGUGGAUCUAGAUCUUCAUCUUUUCUUAAUUUACCAAACUUUUUCAAAAGAGAAUAA
Messenger RNA from Cetraspora pellucida, 2052 nucleotides. The record is from the annotation of a GenBank genome assembly. NCBI's taxonomy places the organism in Eukaryota, Fungi, Glomeromycota, Glomeromycetes, Diversisporales, Gigasporaceae.